Messenger RNA from Colletotrichum tamarilloi, 1893 nucleotides. RefSeq names its product ankyrin repeat protein. The transcript is spliced from 4 exons. The coding region runs from base 1 to 1893 and encodes 630 amino acids. The record is from RefSeq and is a predicted model, not a curated record. Lineage: Eukaryota; Fungi; Ascomycota; Sordariomycetes; Glomerellales; Glomerellaceae.
AUGGCAGAUCCAUUCGGGAUCAUUGGAGUCAUCGGCGUUGCAGGUCAAAUCAUCAAAGCGGGGGUUAAGCUAGGAAUUGAUUGGAAAGAAGCGCCGAGCGAUGUACGAAGCUUUUUGGGAGAGCUGGAGACGCUGAAAACAGUCCUUUCUGAGACCCACACCAACAUCAUCUUGAAUCAGGAGUUCAAAGACGCUUUCGAAGGGCGGCAGUCCACAGUACUUUCGUACCUUGCGGACGGAAACUCAUCCUCUGACCCCAGCACCCCGGGACUCAUCUCUGUUUGCCGGAUUGAGCUCGAAGAUCUCUUUACUAAGCUGCAGAAGCAGAGCGAAGGGCACCGUCUUGGCUGGGAUAGACUGAAGGGGGCUUUCAGGAGCGAACGAACCCACGCCGCUGUUGACGACCUUCAACGAAGAUGUCGGUUACUCAAUAGCAUGACAGCCAUUGAUAACGCUACGUUGACAGCAACAACUUUGGCGCAAGUCAAAAACGCAAGGAAUGAGAUGCGGCAGCAGCUCCAAGACGAAAACAAAGCCAUGAUUCUAGAUUGGCUGACGCCAAUGAAUUUCGCAGCACAACAAAGCGACAACAUUGAAAUAAGAUAUGCUGGCACCGGACAGUGGCUCCUUGACUGCCCCGAAUUCCAGACGUGGAUCCAAACUGAGAACAGCACUCUGUUUUGCCCCGGCUUGCCAGGCGCUGGCAAAACGAUCAUUGCGUCGGUCGUUGUUGAGUACUUGCACAAGCGGUUUUCCACUGAUCCAACAAUAGGAGUGGCAAUCAACACACGACCGUCAAAGAUGGAGUUAGUCAAUUUGAUACAAACAGUAGCAUCACUAUUCUCCAAAACGUUCAUCCUCAUUGAUGCUCUCGAUGAGCACCAAGCCCCCGAGGGCCUCCUAGAGACAAUCUCGGGAAUACAAAAACUCUCGAAUAUGAGUCUUUAUGCCACUUCUAGGUUCAUUCCAAGUAUCACUCAGCGAUUUCGAGACGACCAAAGGCUCGAAACUAGAGCUUCGGAUGGAGAUGUAGCUGAUUACUUGAACGGAAAUAUGGGACAGUUACCCACUUUUGUGAAGAGGAACACAGAUCUUCAAACACAGAUCAGAUCGAAGAUCGUGACGAGUGUGGACGGCAUGUUUCUUCUUGCAAAGCUACAUCUCCAGUCAUUGACUGGCAAAAGAUCACCAAAAGCCGUCAAAACCGCUUUGGAAACACUCGCCACUGGCUCCAGCUCUUAUGAUACUGCUUACGAUGAAGCCUUCGAACGAAUUGAAGGUCAACUAGAAGACCAAUCAGCACUUGCCAAGGAUGCAUUAUCGUGGAUUGUUUGCUCGAAAAGGCCGCUUCAGAUCGUUGAGUUACAAGAAGCUCUUGCAGUGGAGCAAGGUAUGACCGAGCUCGACGCGGAGAACCGGCCUGAAAUCGAAGAUGUCAUCUCGGCCUGCGCUGGGUUGCUCACAAUCGACGAAUAUAGUCGUGUAGUGCGGCUUGUGCAUUACACUACCCAGGAGUACUUCCAGCGGAACAAAACAAACCGACUUCCUGGAGCAGAAGCUCUGGUAGCAGCUGCUUGUGUAUCAUAUCUCAGCUUCGAUGUUUUCAAUGCGGGUCAGUGCAAAUAUCGGAAUGAACUAAGAGAUCGCAUCCAGGAUCAUCCACUUUACCACUACGCUUCAGUGAAUUGGGGAUACCACGUUCGGGAAUCACACCACGUCCAGGAAGAGGUCAUGUGUUUUUUGGAGGACCAGGAAAGACUGGGCGCCUCAGCACAGGGAGGUCUUCAGUCUUGUCUCGAACGGAAAUCGCUCGGAACAAACACAUUCUCUACAGGGAUCAUCAACCCGCACUUGCCACUGGAGGAAGCUCGAGAUCAAUGCACAGAACCCUGA